This is a messenger RNA of Drosophila yakuba, 1294 nucleotides long. Its product is annotated as mitochondrial 2-oxodicarboxylate carrier. Bases 239 to 1159 code for a protein of 306 amino acids. The record is from RefSeq and is a predicted model, not a curated record. NCBI's taxonomy places the organism in Eukaryota, Metazoa, Arthropoda, Insecta, Diptera, Drosophilidae. The transcript is spliced from 2 exons.
UCAACCUCGAGCUCAGUGCGAAUUGCGUUCUCGAAGCGAGUGGUGGCGGUUGACCCGUAGUGCUGUAGCUCUGCCCAAUUCAUUUUCGCCUUCUGUCUUUCAACUUGUCGCCCAGUCGCAGUUGGCUCUGACUGAGGUGCCAGCACUCGAUUGAUCUGGGUAUCAGUUUCCCAGUGGAGCAUUUGGAUUUGGAUUUGGAUUCGUAUUCCCUUCCCACCCCAUUGGACUCUUCGCAAGGAUGGCCUCCCAGCAGCCGGACAUCUCGCACGCAAAGCGUGCCGCCUUCCAGGUUUUGGCCGGCGGCUCGGCAGGAUUCCUGGAGGUGUGCAUCAUGCAGCCACUCGAUGUGGUCAAGACCCGCAUCCAGAUCCAGGCCACUCCGGCGCCGAAUGCCGCGGCCCUUGGCGAGCUGCACUACAAUGGCGUCUUUGACUGCUUCGCCAAGAUGUACCGCCACGAAGGCAUCUCCUCCUACUGGAAGGGCAUCAUGCCGCCAAUCCUGGCCGAGACGCCCAAGCGGGCCAUCAAGUUCCUGGUGUUUGAGCAGACGAAGCCGCUCUUCCAGUUCGGCUCGCCCACGCCCACGCCGCUGACCUUUUCCCUGGCCGGACUGACAGCCGGCACCCUGGAGGCCAUCGCCGUGAAUCCCUUCGAGGUGGUGAAGGUGGCCCAGCAGGCGGAUCGCCAGAAGAAGAUGCUCAGCACGUUCGCGGUGGCCAAGGGCAUCAUCAAGCAGGACGGAUUGGGCUUCAGCGGCCUUAACAAGGGCAUCACCGCCACCAUGGGACGCAACGGCGUCUUCAACAUGGUCUACUUCGGGUUCUACCACAGCGUGAAGAACGUGGUGCCCGAGUACAAGGAGAGCCAUCUGGAGUUCCUGCGUAAGGUGACCAUCGGCUUCCUGGCCGGCACUCUGGCCUGCUUCGUCAACAUCCCCUUCGACGUGGCCAAGUCCCGCAUCCAGGGACCGCAGCCGGUCGCCGGGCAGAUCAAAUACCGCGGAACCUUCAGCUCCAUGGGCAUCGUCUAUCGCGAGGAAGGAUUCCGGGCGCUCUACAAGGGACUCGUCCCCAAGAUUAUGCGUUUGGGCCCAGGAGGAGCUAUUCUGCUGCUGGUCUUCGAGUACUCCUACGAUUACCUGCUGCACAACUACUCCUAGUUCUUAAAUCCCCAAUCCCUUUGUUUUUUUUGUAUAAUAUACUAUUUAGUUAGCCGAUUAGUAGCGAGCUAAGCCAGCGAGGGGUAGCUAGUCUUCCGAUUGUGAUUCGCCAAUAAAUGUAAAAACUUAAAAUGA